GAAAACUCGCAUAUGGCUCCCCUCCUUCUGUGGCUUCAAGGUGGCCCAGGAAAAUCAUCCCUUUUUGGCCAAUUCCUGGACAACGGACCGGUGGGGAUCGAUGCAACUGGUCGGCUGUACAGGAGACUCCCCACCAUUCAGAAGACCAUGAACAUCAUAUACCUCGACGAACCCGUCGGAGCUGGGUUCAGUUACACGCAAGAUCCCAGAGGAUAUGUUAAAACCCUCGGACAAAUGAGCGAAGCCAUGGAAAAGUUUCUCCAACAGUUCUUGAGUAUGUUCCCGGAGUUUAGGAACCGUGACUUCUACAUUGCUGGAGAAUCUUACGGAGCGAGAGCAACGGUGGGCAUUAGCCACCUUCUUCAGACCACAGACCCGGAUGAAAUUCCAUUAAAGCUGAGAGGCGUCAUCUGUGGCGUUGGAUUCCUUGGACCCAUCCUGGACACCAUGGACUCGACCCAGUUCCUCUUCUAUUCCGGAAUGCUGGACGAACGGGGCGCACAGCUGUUUUCUGAAAGGUUUAAACUCCUUAGGAACCUAGUCCGCGCCAACGCGACUGCAGCGUUGGGUCUCCUGACGAAGACCAUCGGUGCCGAGAGGGGCCCCAGAAGCCGGCACACCUUUUUCCAGAACCUGACGGGCUAUAACUCCCACUCUAGCGCCAUAGUAGAAGACCCUCCGGAUGAGUUCAAACAGUUCUACAAGUUCGCUGCCACACCCGAAUUCAAGCGUGCAUUUCACGUCGAUGAAGAUAGAGUUCUCGACGCACAGCGGGAGAUAGUGACCUUCAAUUUGGCACAGCAAGACAUGCUGGCGGACAUCAGCGACAGGCUUCAAGACCUUCUGAAUGACCAGAGGGUCUUGUUGUACACAGGCCAGAUGGAUACUCUUUUUCCGGCCGCCAAUUUAGAGAAGUAUUUCAAGAGUCUGAGGUGGGACGGGGCUCACGAGUUUCGAAACGCCACGAGGGCGCCAUGGUACACGGGCUGUAAGCCUCGCAGGUUUGCCGGUUAUGUCGUCUCCGUGCGGAACAUGCAGUACGUACAAGUUGCGCGGGCAGGGCAUCAUGCCGCUUUCGACCAACCGGCAGCAGUGUAUGAGAUGAUGGAUAGAUUUUUUGGAAACAGAAGACCUAGCUGUUCCUGAAGCCUUUCUUCUUUUUAUUCCACAACUUAUGAUUUUUUAUCCUUCAAUUAUGCCAGGACUUAUUUCACCUGCCAUAAAACAUACAAUUUUCUAGCAACCACCUUGGAGUCUCCGCUCAAAUCUCGUGUACGAUAUUAAAAUAAAUUAUACCCAUACAUUGUUCA
Messenger RNA from Ixodes scapularis (black-legged tick), 1310 nucleotides. RefSeq names its product probable serine carboxypeptidase CPVL. The coding region runs from base 13 to 1146 and encodes 377 amino acids. The record is from RefSeq and is a predicted model, not a curated record. Gene Ontology annotation, molecular function: serine-type carboxypeptidase activity. The transcript is spliced from 2 exons. Lineage: Eukaryota; Metazoa; Arthropoda; Arachnida; Ixodida; Ixodidae. Gene Ontology annotation, biological process: proteolysis.